Aspergillus wentii DTO 134E9 is the source of this 2345-nucleotide messenger RNA. RefSeq lists its product as uncharacterized. Lineage: Eukaryota; Fungi; Ascomycota; Eurotiomycetes; Eurotiales; Aspergillaceae. The transcript is spliced from 3 exons. The record is from RefSeq and is a predicted model, not a curated record. Bases 290 to 2137 code for a protein of 615 amino acids.
UUGCCCCUCUUCCUUCCGCGUGAACGCGCUCAAGGUGCCAAUGACAUAUCCCUUUUAGUCCUGUGACGGAUCUUGGUUUUUUGAUUCUCUUCUCUCUUAAGCAUGUGUAUAUUCCACUUUAUCCAGAGAAAUCUAAUAGUACAUUCUUCUGUUGAGCAUCAUUCUUCAGUUUCUACAAGCCGACCCUGAUAUUUCGAGCUGUCACUCACCCAUAGCUGGAUGCUCUCUUAGAGUCAACAUUCCGGCAAAGCUGCGAACCAGCUCGUUGGCAUAUCUGAAGGACCCGAAAAUGGCUAACAAAUCAAGCAUUUCCAAAAAAGGUGGAUCUUGGACAAGAGUUGGGAUAUUCAUUUCUCUCUAUGUGUUGCUACUAGAGUCGCUCAUCGAAUGGGUUUUGGUUCUUUAUCUUUACGGGAACAAGCAUGUGGAUUCCAAGAUGACUCCGGGCUUGAUUCUAGCUCUCAUUGCGUCCUUUUUCACCGUACCACUUGUCUCUCUACACAGUCUGCUUGCUUGGCAGUAUCACAAGACUUCUGUCUUCUCAAGUCAAAAGGCUAUCCUGGUCACCGCCUGUACCUAUAUUCUACGGGCGACUGUCAUUAUAUGGCUGGCAGCCAGUGUCGCAGGCCUGGUGGUUGUUUCACAACAGGCUCCAUGUCUCCCUGAUGAUGCCAGUGGGAGCUUUUGGAAAGUUGGAGUCAGCUGUGGCCUUUACAGAGCCUCAGUGAUAGUCUCUGUUCUAUCUUUUGUCACAGUUUGCAUAUAUUUCUGCUCGAGGGAACUGUGCGAUCAUCCCUACGAUAUAUCGCUAUUUAGAGUAUAUAAUCAGCAACAAGCAUCCCGUGACAACAGCAUCUUCUCGAACUCAAGCUGGGAUAGCGAAAACACUAUAAAGAACGAAAUCCUCUGGCUCUGUCGCCGCCCUGAUGCUCCAUAUGACCAACGGGGCUUGUACUGGGCUUCAGGCGAUGAGACCAUUGUGGAAAAACCGGAUGAUAACCCGUGCAUUCAAUAUCCUACCCCAAUUCACCCAAAGCCUCAAUUGAGAAUCAAUACAAAUUUUGCCUCGAAAAAUGCCGAAUUCGUGCGGGGCUCAUCUACCUCUCCCAGUGAGAGAGCGUCUUUGGCAGCCACUAAUUCCAAUCCUAUCUCUCGCACCUCUACGACCCUGACCUCGCGAACCCCCAACGAUUUCAAUUUCCAGGUCCCCUUCAUCGCAGAAUUACCUGCCCCCGAGGUUCCGCCAAUUCCCGCCAAGUUCAGCCACAAGCGAGCCAAAUCCUCUGUAUCCUCGCUCCGGAGAUUUCUUCCCAAGACGUUUCCCUUAUCUCUACCUCUGUCAGCAGAUCCACAGAUCCUCGCCCUUGCCGACCCCAAGAACCACCCCGAUCUCGAGAAACAAGCCGAGAAAGCCUCUGAUCCAAAGAGUAGUCCCUCUCAGCUACCAUCAAUACGGGCUGAUUCUCCACCACUGCCGGUCCCUGUGGUUACAAAAAGUACUCCACUCGAAAGCAAUCCGACAGUACAGCACCUGGAGAACAGUCAACCACGAUUGUCAACCAUCAACUUCGCCGACGCCCCAGAGGUUGUUCCCCCAGGACCACUCAGGGUCCAUAAAGCUAGCACUGCAGACAUAAUCCCAGUCAAUCGCUCCACUCACCACCCGCAUCACCCCAACUACAUGUCUGCUCCACAACCCCAAAUGAUACACCAUCCAGCCCGAGGCCCCAGCUUCAGGACCCCCUCAACCGAGCCUGACAGAAUUAGACGUCACAACACCCGGCCUUACAGUACAGGCAGAAGGCACAGCCAGGCGUACCAGUUUGAGCAGUCUCAAAUCCCCCGCACGCAAAGCCAGUACCACCCUCAUGCUCACUACGGCCGAUACGAGCCUCAACGCAAGAUGGCACCCUACCCGCGUCGAAACGAUGUGGAAAUCAUCUACUCGAGCACACGACGGCCUCGCAGCAGUACAUAUGCUGGUCUCGGAUCCUCUUGUUCUCAUUUGGAUAGCAUCAAAGAGUCGCGGGCGUCUGUCGAUGAAUCCCGGGGACACCACUCGUCCGAGGAUACUGGGAAUCUCAUAAAUGAGCAUACAUAUCGAGGCGUCAACCGGACAAGUAAUUAUGGGUUUUAGGUCAGAUGUGGAAUGGCGAGCAAGGGAACAUGCAUACUCGCAUCAGGAUAGUCUGCCGUUUGUGGUCAGGCAGUGAAAUAAGGGUUUGAUUUGAGCACAUUGUUUUCUUCUUUUCUUUGUCAAAAUAUGAUACCAUGUCAAUUUAUCUAAUGUUGUUAAAUCGAAUAUUAUAUGUGAUAAUGAAAUAAAGUUGAUAGUCCUCAUAUUU